AUGUCGAAAGAAAUUGCCGAAGAAUAUGCGUCCAGCCUGGCAGACUUGACGGUCAACAGCAAACCCCUAAUAAAUAUGCUUACAAUACUCGCAGAAGAGAAUAUAGAGCAUGCUGGGGUUAUCGUUGAUACCGUGGAAAAACAUUUGGAGAAGGUACAUCCAGACAUCAAGCUGCCUGUUCUCUAUUUAGUUGAUUCUAUUAUCAAGAAUGUUGGUGGGGCAUACACCCAGAAGUUUGCACAAAUCAUUGUAAAUAUGUUUACAAGGACCUUUAAGCAGGUUGAUGAGAAAAUCAGAUCUCAGAUGUUUAAGCUACGGGAGACUUGGCAUGAUGUGUUUCCAGCAACGAAGCUUUAUCAGUUAGAUGUGAAAGUGAACCUGAUUGACCCAGCAUGGCCAAUACAAGCACAACCGCAGCAGUCAAACAUCCAUGUAAAUCCAAAUUUUCUGAAAAAGACUGCAGCACCAACAACCAGCACAGCUACACCACUGACUGAAGAAGAAGAAAAAAUGCGUAGUAUUCUCGCUAAAAAAGAGCAAGAGUUGCUUAUGCUUCAGAGAAAGAAAAUUGAAAUGGAGCUGGAGCAAACAAGGCGACAGCUUGAAUUGGCUGAGAAAAAUGCUAAAAAGGUGGUUCCGGUGACAAGUGGUGCUCCAGUAAUGCCAGUAGCGCUAGUGAGUCCAGUGCCUUCAUCUAUCGCUUCCACGGUGCCAGCACCUGUACCUUUGGCGCCGCCCGUUUCCAUUAAGCAGCGUUUGGGACCGCCGGUGAACAAACCGCCCGGUGGACGCAUAGCGCCGGUGAGCGGCCCCCUUGUGACAGCCCGGCGUGAUCCGAGACUUGCGCGCCGGCCUCCACCUCAGCCUCAGCCCACGCCACCUAACCACGUCCCACACGUGGGCCACGUGCCUCACCCCGCCCACUCCGUGCACCCUGUGCCCAACGGCCCACCCAUUGCACCCAAUGUCUUCGACAUCAAACCGUUAGAACGCGUCAUAAAACGCAAAAACGUUAUCACGAUCGAUGUCAGACCAGAAACCGCCAUUAAAGACCCGCGCCGUCGAGACCCGAGGCUCUCUGACCGCCCUAGAGAAAGACGGUCCAAGAAAUCUGACGAAGAGAAAGCCGAUAAGAGACGCGAAGAUUUACGCGUGGAAAGAGAAGCCAAGGAUAAAGCUGAAAGCGAACGGAGUGCCGUCGAUAACUAUAUAGACCGCCUUCAAAUACCAGACCCUAAGAAAAUAAACAAGCUCCCACCGAUACCUAAGAUAAAUAAAGAGGAAAAUAAAGAUGAGGAUGUUCCUGCUCCGACUAAAAGGAGAAAGGAGAACCCCAAAGAACGAAGGAAAAAGAAAGAUCAGAACUCCAGUAAGGACAGUAAUUCUAGUAGCUCGUCACCUGAAAAGCGACAGAAGACGAAAGAGUCGAAAAAGAAAGGUAAAGAAAAGAUUGAGGUAGAAGAGAAACCAUCCGAGGAGCCUGAGGUUGUUACUUUCAAGGAACUGAAGAACUUCAACAAGGAUCGCUAUAUGCGUCGGAAUAAAGAGAAGUCUGAAAGUCCUGAGCGGGUUCCAGAAGAGAAAAAAGAAGUGUUGAAGCCCAGUAGUGAACCAUCAAAUGUGCUCGACGUUGUAGUGGAAAACAAGGACAUAGAUCUCAGAGUGUUGCAUCCUGUUAUCACUGAUGUUACGCCGGCGCCAGUGGCACAGAAAAGGUCUUCCACGGAGACUCUUGAAGGAAAAGUCAAGAAGAAUAAACUUGAUAAGUUUGAUAUCUUAUUUGGCAAUGAAGAUGUAGAUCUUCGACAGUUACCACAAGUAGAAGAAGUAAUUCCUCCACCACCACCAGUUAUAACCGAAAGCCCGAAAGCUGACGUCUCGCUUGAUGAUCAAGAGCGCGUGCCAUCGCCUAAAUUUUCACCUAAGCAAAAAGACUGGAACGAAGUCAAGGAGAAAAAAGAUGAUACGAAGAAAACUCCAUCAAAGUUAGAUUUAGUAAGGGCGAAGUUGGCUGAAGCUACUAAGGGAAAAGAUCGACUAGGGCGUCCACUUUUAUUCAGCAAAUCACCAAGCAUUGAAAGAGAGAGACGGCGCACAAUGAGUUCAGACGAUGCAGAUCCGCGAUCGGACAGCGACGACGUCACGGCCGAGGACCACAAGAAAACUAUAUCCAUUAUUAUGUCUCAAGCGAAAGAACAGUUUAGCGAUGGCAAACUUGAUAAGAACCAGUACAACACUCUUAUGUAUCAGGUUCUGCAAUUAAAUGAGAAGCUAAAAUUGAAAGAAGCAAAGCAGAGAGAGUCGCUCGAGUUAUCUAAGCGGAAGUUGAAGGCUCACAUAGACGAGGAAAACCAUAAGGUUGCUAGUCCUAAAAUGUCUCCAUCUGAAAGAAAUAACUUUGGCGAUAUAGAUGAAAGAAUUACUCCCGCUGUGUUCGUUGAUACUCCAUCAGACAGUCAAAACUUUAUGCAAGAUUCCGAUAUGAGAAUGAACACCGGACCACCAAUCGACGGCGUGGAUGGUGGGAGACCGAAAGGCUUGCUACCUCUCCCUCCAAUGAUGCCCAUGUUUAUGGGUCCAUACCCAAUGUGGAGAGGACCAAGGAUGGAAGACUUUGGGCCUCGAAGGUUUAGAGGGCCAAUGCCGCCAUUUUUUAGAGGUAAAUUCGACAACAGAAUGCCGAGACCUCCCUUCGAUGUUCGGUUACCGUUACCGCCCCUACCUGCACCGAAAUUGGGUAUGUGCCAAGGUGAAAGUCCACUUAUACCAUACGAGAGAGUUGCAUCGCCACCACCUAUCGGUACUCCUGGUCACACGAUCCCACCAACAAAUUUCCAAAUUUUAGAAUACAUAGAUCAAGAUCCUGUUAAGACCAUACAGAUUGAUGGUGUACCCAGAGAGAUCAGAUUCUAUGGAGAAACGGCAGUCAUUAUGUUGGACUGGGAUGAUCCUCGUGAGAUCAAAUUUUUACCAGGUUGCAGAAGGGUGACAUUUGAUAACAAGGAUUCUGUGAUGCUUAACUUUAACGAAGGAUAUAAGCAAGUAGAGAUGGAUGAUCAGGUCUUUAAUAUUAGAUUUGGUGCACCAACACGAGAGCUCUAUAUUAACGGAAGAUGGUACGAGUGUUUUUUCGGCGGCCAGCCAUUGGGCGUGAUCAUCGACGGAAAGCCUAGAUUAGUGCACCUGGAAGGUCCGUUACCACAAGUUGAUAUUGGAAAAACAAAACGCACAGACCUCGUUGCCGGUAAAAUAAAUCUUAUUAUUAACGCAACACAGAUGUGUCCGGUGUAUUUGGAUGCAAAAGUACAAAAAAUACUUAUAAAUGGUCAGUUCUUCACAUUGCGUUUCGUUGAUGCCUUAAGGACUGUCUUGAUCAAUGAAAAACCAUUUAAGGUUGAGUUUGGGGAUUUGCCCAGACCUUUAUUUAUAGGGAAGGAGAAAUAUUUUAUACGUUUCUCUGCUUUACCGCGAAAUAUAAAGCCCGGUCAAGUGCAGAUAGCGGAUAUGGAAGGUAUUGGAAUAGAAACUCCAGUGAAACCAGCUCCUGUAGUUGAUAAUGUCCCUGUACUUGAUAAAGAACCUGUUGGUAUUGAAGAAGAGCCGGUGCCAAGACCUGAUAAAUCACCGAGUCCUGUUGGUGAAAACCAAGGUCUCGACAUGCUGGCGAGUUUAAUGCCAUCCAGCAUAGCUCCAGCAUCAGGAUCAGAGUAUAGCGUUGCAGAACCGCUGUACCCUAAGUCCGAUAAAAUUCCUGGUCUGGAAACACCCUCGGAAGAGAAACCCGCCAACCCCCUACCAAUUCUGGGCAAUAUUAACAUAAAUGAUUUGUUUGCUAAGUUAGUAGCCACUGGUAUUGUUCAAAUGCCAGAGGAGAAUAAAGAGAAAACAAAGACUGAGGAAACUAAGCCGAAGGAAGCAGAAGAUAAAAAUAUUAUACAUAAAGUGGAUCUACUUAAACCUGAGACGCUGAAAAUCAAGCAGCCGGCGCUGGUGCGGAGGCUGUACGGCGGCAUGCAGUGCAGCGGCUGCGGCGCGCGCUUCCCGCCCGAGCACACGGUGCGCUACUCGCAGCACCUGGACUGGCACUUCCGCCAGAACCGCCGCGAGCGGGACUCCGCCAGGAGGGCCCACUCGCGCCCCUGGCACUACGACCUGCCCGACUGGCUGCGCUACGAGGAGCUGGACGAGCUGGACGAGCGAGAGAAGAACUGGUUCGAAGCGAACGCGGCUAGCGGGGAGUUCUACAACGAGGACCGCGAGGAGUGGCACCUGCGCAACGCCGUCACGCACCUCGACCGCCACUACCACCCGCUGUGCCUCGCAGACUACAAGGCAUCCCUUGCUAAGGAAGAACCAGAAGAGAUACCUGAAGAUGUGCCUGAAGUAGAGAAAUCAGAGCCCAUAGAGAUAAAGGAUACAGAUGAAGUAGGAGCAGCAUCUGACAAUGAGUCUGAUGUGGAGGUGCUAGAAGUCAAAGAGCCUGUUGUUGAAGCUUUAGAGAUAGAGGAGGGUUCGGAUGGCUGGUCGGACGAGGACGACGUGGUGCUGAAAGCGGAGCCGGUGGAGCAGGUGGUGCUGGAGGACAACGACACGGACGACGAGACGGUCAGCAGCCGCCGUGAGCGAGAUCUGCAGCACCAGCUCGCGCUGGUCAAGGUCAAGCAGGAGCCUCCCGACCCAGAUGAUGAACCAGUUAUAACAGCAGAGGAGGAACGCUUACCCACCACAAUAGAAACCACACACACUACAGUUACCUCCUCAAUCGACGGCAACGUUCAACUCGACGCCGCCCCGCCCUCUACAGUGUUACCAGUAGGCGGCAUCAAAAUCAACAUCACAAAGACCAUGCCCUCCGUCAACAGCAACCAAGAACCAAUGUUCGAGGAUGUCAGUGCUGAUGACGAGCCACUUCCUCCUGGCGAGGAACCAGAACUUGAGUACAAGUUGAAACCUCACUUAGAGGGAGUUCAGUUUAGCAGACAGCCUCCAGUGCAAAAAGGAAGUGAAUUGUCCGGACUAUGCUCAAUAAUGUAA
Molecule: messenger RNA, 5034 nt
Organism: Parnassius apollo (apollo)
Lineage: Eukaryota; Metazoa; Arthropoda; Insecta; Lepidoptera; Papilionidae
Source: the annotation of a GenBank genome assembly